GUUGAGAGAGUUUAAAUGCAAUAAAUAAAUACAGCCAACGUGUAUGGAAUCAGUCUUCGCGUUAUUUCCACAGCACAGGGUUGGGAAACUGAUGGCAUGAAAGAAGCAAUUCUCCAAAAACUUGGUCUAACAGAGUUCCCUAGGAUUGAGAAGAGGGAUUUGGAAAACCUGGUCAUCCCGACUUACGUCAAGAACAAGUAUGUAUCCAUGCUGAAGAAACACAACAAGAGAAGGCGACGAUCUCUACCAAGUCUGGCCGGAAUUCUCAGAAGCAGCCAUGCUGGCAUAGACAUACCUGGAGAAAUGAAGUACUCUGACAGAACCCGCCAGCACUUUGUAUUUGACAUGGAAUCCAGGCUGCAGGAAAACAGCGAGGUCACCAUGGCAGAGCUUAGACUUUACCAGACAGCUCCACUACAUCAGCUCACAUCUGAGAAAAAGAAACAGAGGCCUGUCAAUAAUGCCCGAGUGAGCAUUUACUGGGUGGGAGGCAAGAGCGAUGGAUCCAAUCAAACAGCACUGAUAGACUCAAGGUUGGUGCCGCUACAUGAGGCUGGCUGGAGGAACUUUGACGUGACACAAGCUGUACAUUACUGGUCAAAGUCCCAAAAGAAAUCUCCAAUGCAUUUGGAAGUUUGGAUUGAGGGAGAGAGGCCUGGCAAACAUGCAGCUGAAAUGGCAAAAAGAGUGCGCUUCACCACACAACACAAUCCGGAAAACACCCUCACCAAAAGUGCUGGGACACCUGAGCUUGUUUUAUACACGCUAAAUUUGGAAGAAUAUGGGUCUCCAGGAGACUGCAGACAGGGCGCAGACAAUGUGAUGUGCUGUCGGGAGGAGCACUACAUAGACUUCAGGGAGCUAACCUGGACGCAAUACUGGAUCAUUGAGCCUGCUGGAUACCAAGCCUUUCAAUGCCAAGGAGGGUGCAAGCAGCCCAAGCGCAGUUACGGCUACGGGCAGAGAACCUGCAGGGUUGCACAGACAGCACCACUGCCAGUCAUGUACCUGGUGAAGAAAGGAGAGCACACAGCAAUCGAGGUGGCUGAAUUCCCAAACAUGAUUGUUGAAAAGUGUGGAUGCUCCAUGGACAAACUCUUUACGGCUUAAGAUACGGCAACACUCGACAGUUCACCCAAGCACUUAAAAGACUUUAUGUAUAUUAUAAUCUUGAAAUGCUGUUAAUUUGUUUUUCUCUAUAAAAUGUUAUAUGUGUGAUUCACUUAUAUUUUUUUA
Messenger RNA from Astyanax mexicanus (Mexican tetra), 1236 nucleotides. RefSeq names its product lefty2 (gene lft2). Gene Ontology annotation, biological process: SMAD protein signal transduction; BMP signaling pathway. The coding region runs from base 97 to 1110 and encodes 337 amino acids. Gene Ontology annotation, cellular component: extracellular region. The record is from RefSeq and is a predicted model, not a curated record. NCBI's taxonomy places the organism in Eukaryota, Metazoa, Chordata, Actinopteri, Characiformes, Acestrorhamphidae. The transcript has 5 exons. Gene Ontology annotation, molecular function: cytokine activity; transforming growth factor beta receptor binding; growth factor activity.